GGCCCGCCAUGUUCACGCGGGGGUCCCGGCGGCGGCGAUCGGAGCGAGCCGCCCAGGACCCCGAGCGGGGCCGGCCGUGCCGGGUGUGCCGGGAGCUGUGCCCGGGCUUCCAGGAGCACCCCUGGAGGAAGCUGUGCCAGCACUGCAAGUGCCCGCGGGGGGAGCACGUGGGGGGCGGGGUGCCCCCGGCCCUGCAGGGGGUCCUGGCCCGGCUGCUCCCCGACUCCCACCCCCCCCCCGGCUCCGAGGACUCGGGGUGCUCGGCCGACGAGUUCGCGUGGGCGCCCCCCGGCCUCAGCCCUGACCAGGUGUGUCAGUACUUCUCGCUGCUCCCGCCCGCGCUGGUGCCGCGGCUUCGCAGCCCCGGGGAGCGGCACCGGCUGCGGGAGCUGCUGCGGCAGCUGCCCCCGCACGACCUCGAGCCCCAGUUUUGCCACGACCUGGACGAGGCCGAGCGUCGGGAGCUGAAACUUUUCGCCCAACGCCGCAAACGGGAGAAUUUGGGCCAAGGGAGCGUCCGGGCCCUGCCCCUGACCAGCGAGGGGGCCGUGUGCCAGCAGUGCGGAGCCGCCGUGCGCGGUGGGUCUCUGGCCGUGUUCGCGGCGCGGGCCGGGCUCGGGCUGUGCUGGCACCCGCGCUGUUUCCGGUGCCAGCAGUGCCAGCAGCCCCUCGUGGACCUGAUCUACUUCUGCCCCGGGGACAGCGGCGGGGCGCGGCUGCUGUGCGGGCGGCACCACGGGGACAGCGUGCGGCACCGGUGCCCCGGCUGCGAUGAGCUGAUUUUCGGGGGUCCCUGUGCCGAGGCCGGGGGGCGCCGUUGGCACCUGCGCCACCUGCGCUGCCUCGAGUGCGAGGGGGCCCUGGACCCCCAGAGCGUGCCCGGGGGGGAGGGGCAGCCCCUGUGCCCCCCCUGCCGCGCCCGCCGCGCCCACCUGUGCGACACCUGCGGGGACCCCAUCGAGCUGCAGGACCCCCACGUCACCCACAGGGGGCAGCACUGGCACCCCCUCCCCGGCUGUUUCCGCUGUGCCCCCUGCGGGCGCCCCCUGCUGGGCCGGCCCUUCCUGCCCCGGGGGGGGCAAAUCUUCUGCUCCCCCCGCUGUGCCCCCGGCAACGACAAGGACAGCACCGGGAACGGGAACGGCAGUACCCGGAACGGGAACAGCAACAACAGCCCCAACAGCAACAGCCUCGGGCACCGCAGCGCCCCCCGGAGGCGAUCCUGGGGAGGGGCACCCCCGGCUGGGCUCUGCUGACCUUUGACUUCUGUCCCCCCCUCCGGGGCGUGACCUUUGCACUGUGACCCCCGUGGCCGCCUCAGGGACCUCCCGACCCGUGCCCGGUGACCUUUGACCCCUCGAGCACAGUUUUAAUAAAGGGGCAGAGCCCCCGUUCGGUUCCCGGUG
Molecule: messenger RNA, 1406 nt
Organism: Zonotrichia leucophrys gambelii
Lineage: Eukaryota; Metazoa; Chordata; Aves; Passeriformes; Passerellidae
Gene: PRICKLE3
Product: prickle planar cell polarity protein 3
Exons: 9
Coding region: 9-1256 (415 amino acids)
Molecular function (GO): zinc ion binding
Source: RefSeq, a predicted model, not a curated record